Messenger RNA from Malania oleifera, 2877 nucleotides. RefSeq names its product sm-like protein LSM1B. The transcript is spliced from 4 exons. Gene Ontology annotation, cellular component: P-body; Lsm1-7-Pat1 complex. Bases 590 to 1066 code for a protein of 158 amino acids. Gene Ontology annotation, molecular function: RNA cap binding. Gene Ontology annotation, biological process: deadenylation-dependent decapping of nuclear-transcribed mRNA. NCBI's taxonomy places the organism in Eukaryota, Viridiplantae, Streptophyta, Magnoliopsida, Santalales, Ximeniaceae. The record is from RefSeq and is a predicted model, not a curated record.
GGAACGGAAGAACAAAUAAAGCUGAUUCCCUUCGGGCAGGUCCGAACCCUAGAAUUCUCUUCAAUUACUUAAAUUUCCCGCAUUUUCUCUGUGAAUUAUUUCUCUGUGUCUCUUGUUCGCAGUAAUUUUUGGUUCCUGUCAACUCUUCUUGAGCGAUUGGGUCUGAGUGCUUUUAGAUUUUAAUAUUUUUCCUUCGAAAUCUCCGAGUUUUAUUUAGUCCGAGGAGGAAAAUCGUGACCUUGAUUUCUGAGGCUUUUGAAUUUUUUUGUUUUUGUUUUUUCGAGUAGAAAUUUUAGAUCUGAAGGAGAGAUGGGUCUUAGGGUUUGGUGGUUGGAGUAUCUUAAUUAGGAUUUUGAGUUGCAGUGUUUCGCAGAGAGUGUCUCUUGUGUUUUUCUUUUGGGUUGGGAUUGGUCCGAGGCGUUGUUACUUAGCUCUGAUUGUAGGAAUUUUUUUUUUCUGUGAAGAAGUUUGAUAUGCAGUGACUGGGGAGGCGUCAGAGAUAUAUCUGCGCUGCCAAUGCCAUUUGUUUCGUUUUUGGAGAAUUUUUCGGUGCUUUUUGAGAUACCGAAAAACUUAAAGUUAAAGCUCAAUGUCUUGGGCAGGCCCGGAAGAUAUUUAUCUAUCCACUUCUCUUGCCAAUUAUCUCGAUAAAAAACUUCUUGUAUUGCUGCGAGAUGGCAGAAAGCUCUUGGGAAUACUCCGUUCUUUUGAUCAAUUUGCCAAUGCUGUCCUUGGGGAUGCAUGUGAGAGAGUAAUUGUUGGGGAUCUUUAUUGUGACAUCCCGUUAGGCCUCUAUGUAAUCCGUGGGGAAAAUGUUGUUCUAAUUGGCGAGCUGGACUUGGAUAAGGAGGAACUUCCCCCACGUAUGUCUCGUGUCUCAGUGCCUGAGAUUAGAAGGGUAAUUGCCUUUUUUCUUUUUCUCUUUUUAUAUUUUUUCUUGCCUCACAACUUUAGUGACGAUAAUGACACUGUGAUAAAGAUAGCACAAGCUGUCACUCAAGGACCGAGCUUGUCCGCUUACUUGCCACUCCAAUGUAUCUCAUUUUUAAAGCAUAUAAUCUACUGAAGUGUCACCUUUUUAGUUUUUCAUAUUUUUUAGCAUUGUACUGGGUUACUAGAUCUACUUUCCACUUGGAGGAUGAACAGUGAAAAACAAACAAAUCAACAAAAAACAGAAAUUAGAAAUUAUAAACAGUUCAAAAGGCGCCUUGCAGUGCUCUUAAAAUCUGCGGGUAGCAAUGCAAGAAAUUCUUGUGGGGGGUGUGACUACUAUUAAGGCCCCUGGGGUAGUCUAUAGCAGUCUGCUAAUCAGUCUGCGCACUUGUUUUCCUCUGAUAUGUGAUUUAUUGAGUCGCAACUGUGCCACACUAAAUCCAUGCAUGCUUGGAUAAAAUUUGUCUUAUGUAAUGUUUGGAAGCAUUGAUUUCGAGACCUAUAUUUGAAUUUUUUGGAUUUGAAUGCAAGUCAAUAUAAUUUUAUACUAUAUUUUGCCCAUAUUGUGUAAAGCCAAGUUCAAGUUACAUGCUCCCGAACCCAGGUUCAGUGUUUUUCUUGAAGAACGGGCUGGUUGAUAUCUUCAGUAACUAGUAAAAGAAUCUGUACUGAUGACUAUUUUUCUAUGUCCUGAAUUUUCCCAGGCUAAUUGCAAGCCCUGUCUGAUAGCCCACACUUAAGCAAACAAUAUAUGAAAGUAAUCACUUUUUAAAGUCCAAUUAGAGGAGCUAUUCAAUGUUUAUUGGCCUAACAGCAACAUUGAAACAGAUUGAAGUAAUUGGAUUAGAAGCAACAUUGAUGGGAAUCUUAUUUACGUAAUCAAAUUUGAACAAAAACCUUUGUUGAAUAUGUAUAUGGAAUUACACAAAGUUUAACAAACAAACAAAAAAAUAGUAUAAAAAGCAACAAGAAACAAGAGAAGGAAAUUAAUUGAAUAGUAUAUAAUUGGGGAAUUACCCAAUUAUGAUUUUUUUAGCUGUUAGAUGAUUGUUUUAAGAGGAGUUGUAAUUUAUUACAUGGUUUUGUACUAAAUAGGAUAGGAAGCGUGAGAGAGGACGUGUCAUGUGGUAAAUAUGUUAUCUUCCAUGUCCAGUGUACAGUGGGGUAGGGACAGUUGAUAGUAAAUAGCAUUUAUUUUCUGUAAAUGAUAGGUGAUGAAUAAGAAACUUUGUUCCUCAAGAUUUAUGACUUAUUUUGUAUGCAAGAACGGAAUGAAAAUUCAUCUUUAUGAUUUUACAUAUUUUGUCAUAUGAAUUUUCAUUUCCUUUCUCUCAUCUCAUUCCAUACUAAGCAUUGUGUUGGAUGAUUUAUACUUCAGUUGGUGGAGUUUUGGACAUUUGAAUUGUGCCUCAGAGUUGCAGGAUGCAUAUUUUUCUUUUGUUCUGUCUUCUUGACAAUGGCAUGUUAUUAUAUUGUCUAUAGGCACAGAAAGCAGAAAGGGAGGCUACAGAUCUCAAAGGUUCAAUGAGAAAGAGGAUGGAGUUCCUCGAUUUGGAUUGAUGUAGAGUUUUGACAUCCAGUUCUCGUUGUUUUCCGCUAGGUCUUACCAAUGUUGCCUGCAAAUAUUAUCGCGGUUUAUUGGUGCUGGGAGGUGUGAUGUGGCCGAAGGUUUUUUGUUCUCUCUCCCUCUCUCUCUCUCUCUCUCCCUGCAUAAAUUUCUGUAACAUUUAUAAGGAAUUUAUCUGAAAAUGUUGGAAUGAUGGGGCUUGAGUUUUGUGUUUAGUAUUUCAAAUGCCGCAUUGGUGCUUAUUCUCAAUGUGGUACCAUCAGAAGUUACGUGCAAAGUCAGUAGAAGCCCCAUUGCCGUGUAUUGGGAUUGGAAUCUCCAUUUAUUUCCAUUGUUUGGUUGUUCAGAAUGAAGUGGGAAUCAUGAUUCUUUCGAAA